Dromaius novaehollandiae (emu) is the source of this 3221-nucleotide messenger RNA. RefSeq names its product nectin cell adhesion molecule 4 (gene NECTIN4). Gene Ontology annotation, cellular component: adherens junction. Lineage: Eukaryota; Metazoa; Chordata; Aves; Casuariiformes; Dromaiidae. The transcript is spliced from 9 exons. The coding region runs from base 264 to 1832 and encodes 522 amino acids. The record is from RefSeq and is a predicted model, not a curated record. Gene Ontology annotation, biological process: heterophilic cell-cell adhesion; homophilic cell-cell adhesion.
CGAAGCACCGGCCCCUCCGCCGCGCACGGCCCGGUUCGGCCCGGAGCGGCCCGGCUUAGCCCGGUGCGGCCCGGAGCGGCCCGGUUCGGCCCGGCUCAGCCCGGUUCGGCUCGGAGCGGCCCGGUCCGGUCCGGCCCGACCGGGUCCGGCUCGGCUCGGUUCGGCCCGGCCCGGCCCGGUUCGGCCCGGUUCGGAUCGGUUCGGUUCGGCCCGGAUGGUGCUGGCCGGGAGCCGAGCAGCGCCGUGAGCCCGCAGGUGUCCGCAUGGCCCCCCGCGGGAUGCGGCCCGGGACGCCCUGCCUCCUCCUCCUCCUCCUCUCUGCCGCCGGCUGCCGCCCCGGGGCGGUGGAGGUGGAGCGCAGCGUGACGGCGGUGCUGGGCCAGGACGUGGUGCUGCCGUGCCGCUACCGGGCGCAGGAGGGCGAGAAGGUGGUGCAGGUGACGUGGCUGAAGCGGGGCGCGGCGGGCGCCGGCGCCGAGGUGGCGGUGCUCAACCUGGAGCACGGGGAGCACGUGCAGGCGCCCUACGCGGGGCGGGUGCUGCGGCGGGCGCCCGGCGCCCUGGAGGACGGGGCCAUCGUGCUGAAGAACGCGGCGCAGGGCGACGAGGGCGACUACGAGUGCCACCUCAUCACCUUCCCCAUGGGCAGCUUCGAGGGGCGCCUCAGCCUGCGGGUGCUGGUGCCGCCGCUGCCGGUGCUGAACCCGGGGCCGCCGCUGGAGGAGGGCCAGGGCCGGACGCUGGCGGCCUCGUGCACGGCGGAGGGCAGCCCCGAGCCCACGGUGCGCUGGGAGACGGCGGUGCGGGGCACGGCGGCCGCCCGCCGCGCCGCCCACGCCCGCUCCGCCUCCGUCACCAGCGAGUUCUUCCUGGUGCCCGGGCGCAGCAUGGACGGCCAGAGCCUCACCUGCGUCGUCGCCCACCCCGGCCUGCGCCACGAGAAGAGGAUCACCCACCGGCUCAGCGUCGCCUACCUCUCGGACGCCUCGGUGGUGGGGCACACGGAGGACUGGCAGGAGGGCAUGGAGGGCGCCAUGCUGACGUGCCUGGGUGACGGCAACCCCCCGCCCACCUACAACUGGACACGGCUCGACGCCCCGCUGCCCGCCGGCGUGCGGCUCAAGGGCGAGACCCUCCUCUUCCCGCGGCCCCUCGCGGCGGCCGACGCCGGCGAGUACGUCUGCCGCAUCUCCAACCGCGUGGCCACCAAGGAGGUCCGCGCCAACGUCAGCGUCAGGAGCAGAGCCGCAGACGAGGAGGUGCGUCAGGUGGACCUGGUCUCCGCCUCGGUGGUGGUGGUGGGCGUCGUCGCCGCCGUCCUGCUCUGCGUCCUCGUCGUCGUCAUCGUCGUCAUGGCCCUCUACCACAAGCGCAAGACCAAGCGCAUCUCCGAGAAGUACGAGGAGGAGCUGACGCUGACGCGGGAGAACUCCAUCCGCCGGCUGCACUCCAGCCACAGCACCGACACGCGCGCCCAGCUGGAGGAGACGCUGCAGCUGCGCGCGGAGAGCCGGCAGGGCAGCCUGCGCGGGGACAGCCUGCGCGGGGACAGCCUGCGCGGCACCAGCAUCUGCUCCGCCAUGAGCGAGGAGGCCGAGGGGCGCAGCUACUCCACGCUCUCCACGGUGCGGGAGAUCGAGACGCAGACGGAGGUGCCGGCGGCGCCGCUGCUGCCCGCGCCGGAGGGCAAGGAGCCGAAGGAGGAGGAGGAGGACGGUGGCGACAACCCCAUCAAGCAGGCCAUGACCCACUUCGUGCAGGAGAACGGCAUGCUGCAGGCCAAGCCCACCACCAACGGCAUCUACAUCAACGGCCGCGGGCACCUGGUGUGAGCGCGGCCGCCGCGGCGCCGGGCGGGACGGGACAGGACGGGACGGGACGGGACGGGACGGGACGCGUGGCCCAGCCCCGGCCCCUCGCCGCGCCGCCGGCCACCCCCGAGCGGCACUGCAGGAUUUGGGGGGGCGGCAGGGCGAGGGGACCCCCUUCCCUCCUUGGCUGCCCCAGCCCCGCUUCAGCCCGCCUGCGGGGGUGGCAGGGACACUCGGCACGGGGCUCCGGUCCCCAAAUGCCACCUUUGCUGCUGGCAUGAUGCUGGGGACAUGCACCAUGCUCCAGGAUGGGGCUACGGUCCCCAAAUGCCACCUUUGCUGCUGGCAUGAUGCUGGGGACGUGCACCAUGCUCCAGGAUGGGGCUCCGGUCCCCAAAUGCCACUUUUGCUGCUGGCAUGAGUUUGGGGACGUGCACCAUGCUCCAGGAUGGGGCUCCGGUCCCCAAAUGCCACCUUUGCUGCUGGCACAAGUUUGGGGACGUGCACCAUGCUCCAGUGUGGGUCUUCGGUCCCCAAAAGCCACCCUAGGUUCUGGCAUGAGUUUGGGGACAGGACAUGCAGUGUGCCCUGGUCUGGGGCUCUGGUCCCCAAAUGCCACUUUUGCUGCUGGCAUGAGGUUGGGGACAUGUACCAUGCUCUGGGCCAGGGCUCCGGUCCCCAAAAGCCACCCUAGGUGCUGGCAUGUGCUUGGGGACAAAACCGUGCCCCAGGAUGGUACUCCGGGCGCCAGAUGCCACCUUCACUGCUGGCACGAGGUCGGAGGUGCCCCGCUGGGGACAGCGCUGGCCUGCCAGGAGGGAGGUGACAACAGCAUCCCGGAGCCGCCAGCGCAGGACCACGCUCCAGAGGGAGCUGCUUCUCCGGGAUGUCCCUGGGCAUGGGGACACGGUCCUCCUGCAUGGGGACACCGGGAGCCCCAGGACCUUGAGGACAGACACAUGGGCAGGGACGUGGUCCCCCCCCCCCCUCAAAAAUCCCCCUUUGGACUCUGGAUCGGAUCCUUUCCCCACGCGGCGCCGGGGGGAGGCGGAGGGGACGACGUCCCCGCUCGGGCUGUGCUGGUGGCACUCGGGGCACUCGUGUCCCCUUCCCCAACCCCCCGUCCCCUUGUCCCCCCGAUACGGCCACAUCCCCCAUGUCCCAUCUGCUGCCCCCAAAACAUCCCUCCCCGGGGGCGAGCAGCCGGCGAGCGGCCCCGGCGCAGCCCGCGUCCCCCCGCCGCGGGGACCCCCCCCCGGGCCGGACCCCCCCCCCCCCGGGGCUCGCGGAGGGCUCCCCGGUGUACAUAGAGCCCGGCGUGUACAUACGUGUAUAGGACGGGGGUCCCCGUCGCCCUUUCUUAUCUGCACUGCUGGUUUUGUAAAUAAAUCCCCGUGCGGGACCCUGGGA